AAUGAUUGGGAGAUAGCAGAAAAAGAAAUCAUCGUCCUGACUUGCGAAACAAAUCAUCCCAACCCAAUAGCUAAAUCGCAUAAAUACUUUCUGUUUUCCGUUUCAGCACAAAAGACUCUUCUCUUUUCUCUCUCCCAGUCAUGUAACUCAUCAUCAUCACUUCUCUUCUUCACCCUCAAUUUUCCUUUUUUUCUUCUCUUCAAUUCAAAAAUGGAGGAGGAAUUGCAGAAGCGCAACACUGAUUGCGUCUAUUUUUUGGCCUCUCCUCUCACAUGCAAGAAGGGGAUGGAUUGUGAGUAUCGACACAAUGAAAUUUCAAGGCUUAACCCUAGAGAUUGCUGGUACUGGUUGGCUGGGAACUGUCUUAAUCCAACCUGUGGUUUUAGACAUCCUCCAUUAGAAAGGCAUGCUGAAGCACCAUUGGAAUCUGCAUCAUCUUCUCUACCUGCAAACAAGACCAAUACCCCCUGUUAUUUUUAUUUUAGUGGUUUGUGCAAUAAAGGUGACAGAUGUGCUUUUGUGCAUGGCCCUGAUGCCAGUAUACCUACUGGGAAAUCUGUCAAUAUGUCAUCAGCAAAGGAAGGCACUCGUUUGGAUAACAAGACAUCCAUAGGAAAUAAUAUUGUGCAUGUGCCAAUGGAAUCACAUGCUAAUCCAUCUGAAACAGCUCCUAAGACAGUAAUGGGUUUGAAGUUACAGACAAAAGAGGAUAUUCAGCUUUCAGCUCCCAAAAACUUGGUAGUGCAAAGUUCCUUUCCGGAGAUUGUUGUGUCACCCUGCGAAGAAGCUGUUACUUUGAAGUCAGAUUCCUUGCUUCAAGCAGACAACUUAAUUAGAAGCAGAUCUCACAUGUCCACAGAUCAAAGUUCAGAAGAUCAAAUGGAUGACCAUGUUGAACUAGAGGAGCGGUGGGAAUCAUCACCUGGUUUUGAUGUUCUUGUGGAUGACAAAUCAGAGAAUUUGGGUUAUGAGGAUGAUCAAGAAUAUUUACUGGCCCUUGACAGGGAACACACAAAGCUAAAUAACCAUUUCCUAAGGUAUGAAUUUGAAGACCUAGAGUAUAAGUUGACAUACUGCGACUCAGAUUCUAUGUAUACACGAGAGAUGUAUGAUUCUUUUGAUUGUGUGGAUAAUGUGGACGCCAUUGAUGAUGUUGGUAACUGCUCUGGCUGCUCAAGCGAUCGAAUGUUGGAUUCAACAUUGCUCCAGAAGAGAAAACUCUUGCCAAUGGAACUGGCGAUCAAUAAUCGGAGGGUAGAAGAUCUUCGGGACUGCUUGAGGAAACGUAGAGUAAUUGAUGGCUAUCCCAUGAUUCGAUCCUCAAGAAGGCAUGAGUCUUCUCAUCUGCUUGGUCGACAUCCAGAAAGGCCUCGAAGAACUGGUGUGAGUCACCGGCUGCAUGGAAGGUUGGCAUCAAGGGUGGGAAAGAAUACUAUUGAGUCAUUUGGAGAUAAUGGAAUUAUGUUAAAAAGUAAUAACCAGCGUGGCUGGCGUAGGCACUCAAGGUUGAGUAAGUCCAAAUUGCGAAACAAGGAAACUAAGCUGGCUAAAAGGCAGUUUCUCUCAUUUGAAAUGCCAAGGAAAUCACUUCCCAGGGAGAGGAAAUCUACUCUGGCGUCCAUUGAGUUUACAGGACCAAAGUCCCUUGCUCAGAUUAAAGAAGAGAAGAGAAAGGCUGAAGAAAAUGGAAAUUACACUGGAAAAACUGGUAAUUCAAGUGGAAUGAUAGUAGCUGACUUUGAGGGUCCUAAACCUCUGAGUGAAAUACUCAAAGACAAGAGGAAGAUGGGUAUUGAGGAAGAUUCUGAUGGUAUUACAAGUGACUAAAACUUGCUACUAUCAAGGCUGAAAAGGAUCAAGAACAUUUAGUACAUUUUGUACAAGACAAUGCAAUCUAGUUGGACAGAAUGUUACAACAUAUCUUCUCGAUCCUUAAAUGGUUUGGAUCAUGCUACAGGCCAUCAUUGGACAAAGAGUAUCUUUUUUCAUUACUGUUGCUAGAAGAUUUUGAGAAGAAGCUUUAUGGCCAUCUGAUUAGGAUUGUUUUAUGAUCUCUACUAGUGUACUGGUUGCUAAAUAGGAGCUUUAACCUAGAGCCUGUUGGUUUUUUGCUCAUACAAUUUGAAGUGUUUGGUUACUUCAGCAUCGAUGAUGAGCUUGUCCCUAUCUUUUGUACAGAGCUAUUCAUAAAAUAAUUGAACAGUGAAGUGGCAUUGAGAAUUCCAUCAUCGUGCUUUUCUUUGGUUAAGUGUUGAUUAAUCUUUGAACAUUAGUUCAUUUAAUAUCCA
Molecule: messenger RNA, 2288 nt
Organism: Manihot esculenta (cassava)
Lineage: Eukaryota; Viridiplantae; Streptophyta; Magnoliopsida; Malpighiales; Euphorbiaceae
Product: zinc finger CCCH domain-containing protein 32
Exons: 3
Coding region: 211-1827 (538 amino acids)
Molecular function (GO): metal ion binding
Source: RefSeq, a predicted model, not a curated record